AUGUCGGGCGCCGGGUCCGUCCCUCAUACGCCUGGGGCCCUGCGGCCAGAAGAGAUUAUGACAGACGAGGAUUUUGUGAAGGCGAUUGAGGCGAUGGGAGGCGAAAGCGAUGAUGAUAUUGGCGAAUUACUCAAAGUAAUGAAUGAAAGCCGUAUCAUUUCCUGGGAAGAAGCCGAACGUAUUCUCAACGAUACCAGAAAUGCGCCCAUAAAAAGUAGUUUGCCCGAGCAAACCCGACCAACAGAACCGGACAACGAUACGGACGUUGAUCAAUGCAUCCAGAAACUAUUGGAUAACGAUUCAGCACUGAAGGAAAUUAAUCUGAAUAAUAUGAAGCGUACUCCUAUUCCCCAAAUCCGACGAUUGAUCGAAGCAAUGGCAUAUAAUGAACACUGUGAACGACUAUCGCUUGCAAAUAUGGGCCUAUAUGAUAAUGAUAUUGCAGCAUUGAUUACUGUAAUAGAGAUGAACACUGCAUUGAAGAAGUUGAAUCUGGAGACUAACUACUUGAGUGGAGACUUCUUCGCGAAACUUUUCAAAGCUGCACUCGUCAAUCAAACAUUGGAGGAAAUCAAGGCUGUCAACCAAGGAGUUUCAUUUGCGACGACUGCUGAGAAGGAAAUUAUCGAUAGCAUUGUUGCAAAUACUGGAUUAACAAAAAUUUCUAUCAACUUGCGGUUGCCGGAGGGUCGACAUAAGGUCGAAAAUGCAACAUUGAGGAAUGGCGAAUACAAACGUAUUCUUCGUCGUGAAGCUGCAAUGAAAGCGAAAUGGGAGGCGGAGGAGCUGGCGAAAAAUCCUGUGCCGCACCUGCCUAAGGAACCUAAAACGGAACCUAAGAAGCCGGUAAGCGCUGCUAAGCCAGCAAAGGCAUCUCCCGCCGCGAAGGCUAACGACACUAAGAAAGCGGCUGCAAAACCGGCCACGGCUCCUAUCAACAAGAACAAACCAAUCACUAAGCCAGUUACAUCGAAUAUAUCUAAUCCAACCAUAUCUUCAGCAGCAAAAGAAAAAAAGAAAGAAACUACUACCUCUGAGCACCGUGUUCCUGAGAAAACGCCAGCGAGAAAACCAUUAGCCCCGAAGAAGGAUGAACCUGCGACAAUUGCUACGGAAGAAAAGAAGCCAGCUAGUAGAGUAUCAUCAUUGGCUAGGAAAAUGUCCGAUGUUGAUCAGAGUCCAACACCGGUAAUCAAGCUGGGAGGUGAUGGUGAAGUAACUCCGAAAAAAGCACCUUCAGCACCUGCUAAGAAACCUACUCCGUCCUCUACAGAAAAAAAGGUUGUAGAGGGUUCAAAAACGGAUAGGAUCCCAUCCAAGGCUCCGCUCGAUAGGAAACCUCCGCAAAAAUCAAAAUUCCUCGCAAUGAGGAGCAGAUUCCUCCAGGAUGAGCCAGCUACGAUACGUCCGGAAACCCCCAAGAAGAAGCCAGCUCCUACUCCUGUCGAACCUACAAAGCCGACGAAUGAAAUUAAUGGAGUUUUAAUUACUGCGAAAAAACUAGUCUCAGAAGAGGCCAAAAAGCCGUCAGAAACUAAAACCACCAAAAAGACAGAAAAAGCAGCAGAAACUAAGACAGCAACAACACCAGAAAAGAAAAAACCUCCUGCAAAAAAAGGGGUGAAGAAAAACCCCGUUCCGGAUGCGAAGAAAAAAUCGGGUUCAGAUUUGCCAGAAGCGAAAGCAGAAAACGAGCUUUCACCUGACACCGAAGAGGAGAAGAAUUCAAAAACUCCUCCCAAAAAGUCUUCUCCAGCACCUGCUAAGAAGCCUAAGUUACCAGCUGGUAAUAAAGUAACGGAUACCGGAAAGAAGGUGGCUGGAAAACAAUCGAAACCUGCUCCUGGGAAGAAAUCCGGCCAGGAUGCGCCUAAACAGACGACUAAUGUCCUCGCACGGGAGAAAAUCGGCUAG
Messenger RNA from Necator americanus (New World hookworm), 1914 nucleotides. RefSeq lists its product as uncharacterized. Gene Ontology annotation, biological process: actin filament organization; myofibril assembly; pointed-end actin filament capping. The record is from RefSeq and is a predicted model, not a curated record. Gene Ontology annotation, molecular function: tropomyosin binding. Lineage: Eukaryota; Metazoa; Nematoda; Chromadorea; Rhabditida; Ancylostomatidae. The transcript is spliced from 9 exons. The coding region runs from base 1 to 1914 and encodes 637 amino acids. Gene Ontology annotation, cellular component: cytoskeleton; myofibril.